CUUUCGACUGCUAAAGUUUGUGUUUAAAAUGUCCGUGGCGUACGUGGCCAAGAAUCUGUUGGCGGUCGCGCUGUUACAGCUCUGCGCUAUGGCCGUCGUUGGCAGCGGGAGUAGCAGUGGCAGCUUCGACGUAUCAGACGACAGUUCCAGCUCCCUCGAGGGCGUGACGGAGCUGCUGAGUUCGGCUAAAGACGUCAAAGUGGGGCCAGCCGUGCUGGCAGCCAUCGCCAUCGUUGGAGGCGGCGUCGUGUGUCUAGCAGGCUACCGACUGUUCCGUCCUACGGUCUUCUGCUGCGCCUUCAUGAUCGGUGGCCUCUUCGUCGCGGGCAUCGUCGAGACGGCCUUCGCUAGCAUGAGUUGGAUGCCCACAGCCUCGUGGAUCGGCUUCGCUGUCGGUGGCGUCAUCGCCGGCGUCGUCGUGCUCAUGCUGUACAGCGCCAGCAUCUUCCUGGCCGGUGCGGCAGGCGGCGUCAUGCUCGCCUUUACUAUCAACACGUCCGUAGGUACCAAGAUCUACCCGGACAACCCGGACGUGAUUUUGGUCGUCUUGGCUGUGGUUCUGGGCAUCAUGGGCGGCAUCCUGGCGCUCAAACUGGAGAAACCUGUGCUCAUCGGCACCACAGCCAUCGUCGGCGCUACGAUUUGCGUCUGGGGCGUCGGAUAUUUCGCCGGGGACUACCCGAAUGGCGCCGAUCUCAAGCAGUUCCGAGCACAGAACGACAAGGGCGACUGGGUGUACAACAUCCCGGACGCUUGGUGGGGUUAUCUGGCUGGAAUGAUUGUGCUAUUUAUCCUGGGCAUGAACGUACAGAUCAAGAAGACGGCGCGCGGAUACGACCACAGCGGCAAGACAGACACCCACGCAAUCUCCAAAUCAACCGGCAACGCAGCCGUUUAAAGCGACAAAUAAGCAAUGAGAGACGCUCAUGGCGGUGUUUUGAAUGUAUGGAGCUGUCCAGUGCGUUCUCUCGGCAGUAGCGGAUACGUAUUCGUGGGGGUAUAUAAACGUAGUGCAGAAUAUUCAUGCAUAUAUGAACAUAAUCUACUUGAUCAAACAGGCUGCAGAUUAUCUCCUUCGAUUGAUUAUUCUAUGUCAGAGGAUGUCCACCAGUGUUUCGUCAUGGAUAAGUGUAAGAAUUAUUAGCAGA
Phytophthora nicotianae INRA-310 is the source of this 1148-nucleotide messenger RNA. RefSeq lists its product as hypothetical. The transcript has a single exon. The record is from RefSeq and is a predicted model, not a curated record. Bases 29 to 898 code for a protein of 289 amino acids. Lineage: Eukaryota; Oomycota; Peronosporomycetes; Peronosporales; Peronosporaceae. Gene Ontology annotation, cellular component: plasma membrane.